AUGGAAGCAUUCCCUCUUGGGAAACCCGAUGAAGUUGCAGACGGUUAUGUAUUAACUCAGGAAGAAGUAGAUCACAUUGCUUGGAUUCAACGUCUGGCGGAAGAAACCUUGGAAGCGAAGCCCAUCGAUGCUCUUCCAGCUGCUGUGAUUGAGGACGUGCGAGAAGGAUUGAUGAUCGCAGAGGAAGACGUACCAAUGUCAUCUUCAAUCCAUGUUUUACGAAGCGUUAAUGCAGUGCCGGAGGGAGACCAAUCCAAGGAAGAAUCUGAACCGACUUCGGGAGCCGAUCAAGGGACUUCAACAGAACAAGAGUCACCAUCUGAGGAGGUGGUUCUGUAUGAAAGGUCUUCUCCAUUGCUAGAAUAUCAACACGAAAUUUCCUCUCCACUAGAGGAAGAUCGGAAUCUCCCUUCGUCAACACGGGCUGGUGAACCAUUCGUCGUCGAAACUAUUGUGUACAAACGAGAACCACCAUGCAGACCUCCAUUACCUUCACAAAGUAUUGACCAGCUGGAAGCAUCGCCACCUGAUGAAGUUGCCGAGCGUUAUGUAUUAACUCUGGAAGAGCUAGAUCACUUUGCUUUAAUUCGGCGCCUAGCUGAGGAAUCUUUGGAACAUAAGUCCAUGGAUGCUCUCCGAACUGCUGCUGUAGAAAGAACUCAAGCAAUCCUGUCAACCGCUAAGAACGAUGGGCCAACCUCGUCGUUGUUCCAAGUGUCAACGGGCCUCAAUUCUCUGCCAGAUCUAUUUGAAAUCAAGGUGAAAUCCGAACCAUCAUCUGUAGUUGGUCAAGUGAUACGACCUGAUUUUGUUUCUCAAAAUGAAGGAGGUAUUUUCUGUGACAGCAUAGCUCCGCAGCCUUGUAGAGGUUCCUCGACUGAUACUGAGAAACGUCAUGAUUAUUUGUUGUGUAAAGAUCCCGAACAAAAAAUAUUUUCAAAGUUUAAGGAUAUUGACAGCUCGCUCGAAUCUCACUUAGGAAGAAGCUGCUCUUCUAAAUUAGUAGAUUCGAAUUUUCUCAAUGGCAAAGAAGUGCAUGAAAUGUCUCAAAAGGGGACUACUGAAGAAAAGAAAUUUACCUGUGAUGAACACAGAAAUCCGCGUCUUAUGCGUAGAUCGUCAAUAGGCAUAGCUAUGCGUAGCUCCGAUAAACCUUCCAUUUUGAGCAGGAGUACCUCUGUCAGUUAUACAUCUAGCACUGUUCACGUGGUUCCUGUAGAACACUCAUUCUUGUCUGCAAGACAUGAUACCGUAAAGUUGAGCAAUAUUGGUGCUUACAAACCAGUUUUAACUGCUAAAAACGGAGUUAGCGUGCAGCGCCGUCCCAAAGUACAAAUUAUUUAUACAGAUCAUUCUUUACGUGAAUCUCAGUCCUCGCAAACGGACAACAUUUCUGAACCAGGCGAUCUCUUUGAAGACUCCAUGAGUGAAAAUAUUGAGGCCUUCUCCACUCUCUGGCCAGAAACUGCUGCACUGGCUGACCACGAUGCAUGUGCCGGAAAUGACGAAAAAGUCAUUCGAAGAUCUCAAAGCGAUGUUGCAAAGGAUGUUGCACUAUCUGCUGAACCUGUUCGAUCUUCAAUGAGUUCGAACUGCUUCGCGGCGGCGUGUUUCGAACACCAUGCUAGACUCAACGCCUACGAGCUUUGCGAGCAACAUAGCUUCACGGAUAGUAAAGAUCUGCUAUGCAAUGUGGAUUUCUUGUGUCGUCUUAACUUCGCAGCUCAUCGGAUAUCGGAAGAUAUUGCUGAAGAAGCCGGACGUGCACUCAGAAUUCAUUUUCGAGAUCAGUUGAAUCCACGUGCUCGUUAUUUCAAAGCUAAUUCGUUGAGCAAUUUUUCGAUGUCGUUGUCAAGUCUAGACGAUGACCAGCAGAGCGAGUUCGGUUUCACAGUCGAACCAGCCCCGAGAGAUGUGCCCUUAUUUGGUUUGUUCUCAUUUUUCGCGAAGAAGUCGAAUAUUUCUGAUCGUCCCAAGUUAUCGAAUCCAUUUAUAUCGUUUCCUUCUACUUCUUCAAUCGAAGCCAAGUCGAGAAGACAUUCUGACGAUAGAAGUGGAGAUAUUCUGAACCUACUAAGGAGGUCAUCUGGUGCCGAUUCUCGGGCGUCUACGGAAAGUCCUAUUAAACUUCCGGAACACGCCUUAGAAGGCCUCUCUCAGUCCGAACUUGAGCAUGUGAUGGAAGUGCUGAGUAGGAGUUCUUCAGCAUUGCAAAUGCUACCUGACAUGACUAACAUUUCGCCGACGGAGCGUCAACAUAUUCAGAGGGUACUUAUGAAAGCCGAGCAACGAAUACCAUACGUGAUUGGAAAGCCACUUCCACGUCAACUGACGUCUCGCACGGAAUCCUUGCACUCACCUGAGCCGAUCCAGUUACCCGUUUUGAACGCAGAAGACACCUCUAAUAUCCAUGUUCAGGUAAAUGACGCAUCGAAAGAAGUGGAACAGCAUGGAUCCAUAGUUGGGAACGAGAUUGAUCGAGAGAUCAAAACUGAUCCAAAUGUUUUAGAAGAUGUGAACGUAGCAAUAGAUACAAUCAUACCAAGUGGUCAAGAAAUAUCUGACACUAUGUCAGCGCUCCGGGAUGAACACAAGAUGGGAAUCAUGACGGAGUUAUUCAUUAAGCAGCCAACACAUGUUCGUGACGUCCAGAAGCUCAGUUUGGUUCCAAAAUCGCCAUCUGAGGAAAACAAAAUCGAAAAAGGCGAUAACGAAGUGAUUCACGAACACACUAUUUCUCUUGAAGAGUAUAAAACCAAUGAUUCCGAAGAAGGGAAAACAUUGGCCAUUCAGCCGCUUUGUGGUGCUGAAUUGACCAAUGGAGAAAUCGAACACAUAAAAAGGUUUGCAACAUUAGCGGAGAAGAAGGUGGGCCGCGUAGAAUCCCUUCUCAUGGGAUCAGCUGUUAAUGAUAUUUCACCCAGGAAGAUUGACAGCAGCUCUCCCGAAUUAUCACCAAAUUCCUGUAUGAGCCCCCCAGAAACAUUCUCACCAGGCAUCCACCAGGGUGCUCGUGAAUAUUCACAAGGCGGAUUAACUGCUGAAGAGUUAGAACACGCUGACAAAGUAGCCCAGGAGGAAUUUAAUUAUCCCACUGAGGACGCUGGCUGGGAUUUACCGUCGAAACUCCCAAACAGUAAGCAACGUGUUCAAACGAUUUCGAUCUAUUCCACUGAAUCUAUGGAAAAAGAGUUUCCUUUUAACCAUGAGGGCCAGAGUAAUCAGCAAGAAAUCUUUCAGAGAGCUUCAACUAUGAACCUUGAAACCCCAUCGGGGGUAAACAAUAUGCAUAGAGAGCUUGAGAAUGAAUUCUCUCACAGCUUAGAGCAUUCAUAUUGCUCUGUUGAACUAACACAGGAAGAGCUUGAUCAUAUAAAAAGAGUCACAAUGAUGGCUAUGCAAGAGGAAAGUUAUUAUGGAACCCAUGCUCUUCAACCUGCAGCCUCUGAAAGGCAUGAUAGAGUCUUUUCGCUUGAGGAUGUACCUGUUAAAAUCACUACAAAGGGUCUUGGUCAAGCCUUCGAAUUUAGUGAGGUGGAUGACCACGAUAGAAUUAAGAAGUUAGAAAACACUAUUGNUGAUGCUCCAGUGGAUGCCACUGGACUUACACAGGAAGAAAUUGAUCAUAUAAAAAGAGUUACAAUGAUGGCUAUGCAAGAGGAAAGUGAUUACGGAACCCAUGCCCUUCAACCUGCAGCCUCUGAAAGGCAUGAUAGAGUCUUUUCUCUUGAGGAUGUACCUGUUAAAAUCACUACAAAGGGUCUUGGUCAAGCCUUCGAAUUUAGUGAGGUGGAUGACCACGAUAGAAUUAAGAAGUUAGAAAACACUAUUGCUGAUGCUCCAGUGGAUGCCACUGGACUUACACAGGAAGAAAUUGAUCAUAUAAAAAGAGUUACAAUGAUGGCUAUGCAAGAGGAAAGUGAUUACGGAACCCAUGCCCUUCAACCUGCAGCCUCUGAAAGGCAUGAUAGAGUCUUUUCUCUUGAGGUUGUACCUGUUAAAAUCACUACAAAGGGUCUUGGUCAACGUUCCAAAUUUGGUGAGGUGGAUGACCACGAUAAAAUUAAGAGGUUAGAAAACACUAUCGCUGAUGCUCCAGUGGAUGCCACUGGACUUACUCAGGAAGAACUUGAUCAUGUAAAAAGAGUUACAAUGAUAGCUACCCAGGAGGAAAGUGAUUGUGGAAAACGAGCACUUCGACCUGAAGUCUCUGAAGAACGUGGUAAAGUAUUUGGUCUCGACAAAGCACCUGUUCAGUUCACUACAAAGGGUCUUGAUCAACGUUCCAAAUUUACUGAAUUAAGCGAUCUUUAUAAAAUUAAGAAUUUAGAAAACACUAUCGUUGAUGGUCCAGUGGAUUCCACUGGACCUAUACAGGUGGAGAUCAAUCAUAUGGAAAGUGUCACAAUGAUGGCUAUGCAAGAGGAAGGUGAUUAUGGAACGCAUGCGCUUCAACAUGUAGUCCCGGAAAAGCAUACUAGAGUCUUUGCUCUUGAGGAAGUACCUUUCCAGUUUACCUCCAAAGACCUUGCUCAAUCUCUUAAAAUUGCUGAAAUGACGGACCUCCAUGAAAUAAAGCAGUUAGAAAGCAUUAGUGGUGAUGUGUCCUUGGAUUCCAUAGGACCUACACAGCAGGAACUCGGCCAUAUAAACGGGAUCACAGUGACGGCCAUGCAAAAGGAAGGUGUUUACCAAGCUCAUGCACUUCCAUAUGCAAUGUCACAAAACCUUGAAAGAUUCUCUGAGACCCUCUUCGAUUCACCAAAUCCUAAUAUUAUUCAGCCAACUACCAUUCAAGAUAUCAUCCAAGAAGAACUUCGUAAUUCUAGCAGCAAUAAUCAGUUUGGGAUACGAUCUGAAUUGCAAAGCGAUCCUUCUGUCCCAUUCCACGGUGUAAUGAAAUCCAAUCAGUUCACUCAACAGAAUGUAUACCAUGUGGACUGUACUAGUCGCUUGGCAAUAAAGAGUGAUGAUGAAUAUCCAGCUUACAAGAGCUCUACGAAAGAUAUAAGUAUCGGGAGAGUGCGUGAAGAACCAUCUCACUUAGAGGAAAAUGUCUCAACUUCUAUGCUAUUCUCUAAUGAAUCCACUGAAAUCUUUAAAAACAAUCUAGAGAAGAUUAGCGAUUCUACACCACAGAGGGAGAUGUUUGGUGACUUUGAGAAUGGAACUCACCAAGGACACCUAGGCGAUUACGAGAGGGAUAUCCAAUGUGCUGAAAAGGAAUUUGAGUAUAUUAGUAGGGCCAACCAGAUGAACGAUGUGGCCGAACCACGAAGUAAAUGUGAAAUUACUACUCAACCCGUAAAACCAGUGGAGCAUAGUGUUAACUCUGCCGAAUUGUGUCCUAGAAACGAUCACGAUCCAAUUGGAUACAGCUGUGGAAACGGAAAAUCUAGUCUAGAUCAAAUGGAAUCCAUACCUGAAACGACAAACGCUCUGAAUGUCAGUGAAUUGCACAGAGAACGGCCACACUUUGUGAAAGGGUUGAUCGCUGACGAGAAGGAAGAUCUUGCGGAGUGUCCACCAGAGAGGCAUGAAGUAUUUGAUGAGCAAGCAUAUAAAAAUGGGCCAAUAUUCAACACUCCGGAACUAGAGAGAUUUGGAAGUACUCGUGACGUUUUUGAAAAGGAUAUCGCUUUGUAUUCCGCUGACACAACUCCGAAGGAAAGUGUCGUAGCAGCAGCGUCAAGGGCAUCGAUCGCGUUCGCGGUUGCUGGUGGGAAGGGCGGUGCUGGAGCGGUCGGGAUCGAUAGCGAGGCGAAGUCUUCUGGAGGAGGUCGUAUGCUGGACUCGGGCCGAGCAGGCCGUUUCGGUCUCUCCGGCCUCGGACGACUGGCCACCGGAGCUCUCGGAAAGGCCAAACAAGCAGCUGCCGAAAUCGUCCAAAAUGUGCCGUCGACGAGCAAAUUCCCUACGGCUGUAUAUGACGAGAACAUUCUGAACGAAGUCCAAUCCAAACGUGACAGGAAGACUAAAAAAGAUCCGAGUGAAGACUAUGAGCUAGUUGUGGAAGGACUUUAA
Molecule: messenger RNA, 6024 nt
Organism: Angiostrongylus costaricensis
Lineage: Eukaryota; Metazoa; Nematoda; Chromadorea; Rhabditida; Metastrongylidae
Source: the annotation of a GenBank genome assembly